This is a messenger RNA of Oryza brachyantha (malo sina), 2249 nucleotides long. RefSeq names its product RNA-binding protein 39. The record is from RefSeq and is a predicted model, not a curated record. Gene Ontology annotation, biological process: mRNA processing. The transcript is spliced from 16 exons. Gene Ontology annotation, molecular function: RNA binding. Lineage: Eukaryota; Viridiplantae; Streptophyta; Magnoliopsida; Poales; Poaceae. Bases 805 to 2010 code for a protein of 401 amino acids. Gene Ontology annotation, cellular component: nucleus.
AGCCGGAGCCGGUCCGAGCGACGCCGCGACGACGAAGAACGUGAGCGCGAACGCUACCGCGAUCGAGACUACCGUGAUCGCGAUGUCAGAUUCAAUUUGCUAGAGCCAUCUCCUGUGGUCUUGAUGUUGAGCCUGACCUAGGAUAUCAGAAAUGCUGGUGAGCUGUGUUUUGGGCUUCUUCACUGAAGCACUGUAUCUUAUUGUUAAGGCGACCCAAUGUUCAGCCUGCUGCACAAACAACCCUUCUCACUGCUUUCCAGGAGAUGUUAACUGAGUUGUCAUAGUUAGGGUGUGUGCAAAACCUUGAUAGAUCGUGUUUCAGAACCCACUCACUGUUCUAAAUUGCAUGCAGGUGGGAGCAGCUGCAUGCAUGCACAUGCAUAAGUACAACUCUCAUCCAAGGCUGGGUCAAACGGUUUGGUAAAACCGUUUUUGAUUACCCCUAAUCAUAGUGAUGCUGAUGCAUGUCUAUGCCUUACGACAAAGGGCUUUUGGCCUACAUUUUUGCUUAUCUUCACCACAUUUUUGCCUCUUCAUUUCUUUCUUUUCCUGCACUGUUGUAUCAGUCGGUCAUGCUAAAAGUUGUCUGCCUUUUUUACUCAUCUACCUGUAGGUUUUUUCUGUUUUCCACAUCUUGACCUAACAUAGUUUUACUUUCUGGGGCACAUAUCCUAAUAAAAAUGUCUAAGUUGAUUAGUUGGUUAUGAUUUAUAAGGAUGGCCUAACUACGAUCUCUGGACGCCUACAUUAGGUAGGGAGAGAGGAUCGAGUGGUGAGAUAAUUUCAAUUAGUAAGGACACUAACAUGCACAGAAUGAUUGAUAUAAAGAAAUUGAGACGUAGGAAAGAAGAGGCUGCAGAACCUGAAGCAGAUCCAGAAAGAGAUCAAAGGACUGUGUUUGCCUACCAGUUAUCUCUGAAGGCUGAUGAAAGAGACGUGUACGAAUUCUUUUCAAGGGCUGGGAAGGUCCGGGAUGUCCGCCUCAUCAUGGACCGAAACUCGCGCCGUUCUAAAGGAGUUGGGUACAUCGAAUUCUAUGAUGUUAUGUCCGUACCAAUGGCGAUUGCUCUUUCUGGCCAGCUGCUUCUUGGUCAACAGGUGAUGGUUAAACCAUCAGAGGCUGAAAAGAAUUUAGUUCAGUCAAAUGCUUCUUCGAGUGGAGCAGCUUCAGGCGGGGCAAGGAAGUUGUAUGUUGGAAAUCUUCACUCAAAUAUUACUGAAGAUCAAUUAAGACAGGUCUUCGAACCAUUUGGUCAAGUGGAACUUGUGCAAUUGCCUCUAGAUCCACUUACUGGGUUAUGUAAAGGUUUUGGUUUUGUUCAGUUUGCACGCCUUGAAGAUGCAAAGGCCGCUCAGAGUCUAAACGGGCAACUUGAUAUAGCUGGUCGAGUAAUUAAGGUUUCAGCUGUGACGGACCAAGCAGGAGUACAAGUCAGUGGGGUAACUACUGGAGAUUUGGAUGAUGAUGAAGGUGGAGGUUUGGCACUGAACGCUAGCUCAAGAGCUCUUUUGAUGCAGAAAUUAGACCGUAGCGGAGCUACAACCAGUUUGACUACUGGGAUAGGCGGUACUGGUUUGAACACUCCUGUUGGAUUACCACCUGUAUCAGUUCUUGGUGCUCCUCCAGCUGCUGCACCUGCGCUGCAACCUACAGUGCCUGGUCUUGGUUCAGUUUCUAGUCUGUCUCUUCCAAUUGCUACCCAAUCCAUUGAGACGGCCCCACCCAGUGAAUGCUUAUUGCUUAAAAAUAUGUUUGACCCAGCCGUGGAGACGGACCCUGAUUUUGAUUUGGAUAUUAAAGAGGAUGUCCAAGAAGAAUGUUCCAAGUUUGGCCAAGUAAAACACAUUUUUGUGGACAAAAAUACUGCUGGUUUUGUGUACCUGCGAUUUGACAGUAUAACAGCUGCCAUGAGUGCACAGAAAGCAUUACAUGGGAGGUGGUUUGCAGGAAAGAUGAUUACUGCAACAUUUAUGACGCCUCAGCAGUACUCAAUGAAGUUCCCAAGCUAGUGGACAAGCUACCACUGUGGGUUGAUAGCUGGAGAUUGUUGCUUCAUUUAUGUGUACUUUUAACUCUUCCAAAUAUCUCAGCAUGUGAGCAUAGCUUUGUACUUUGUAGCAUGGGUUUUUUAACAAUCGGACAUUGAAUGUUCGCAUUUUUCAUAACUUGUCUUGCGGAUGCGCUAUCGUUAAGCACUCAAAAGUGUAUGGCGAGAUGGAUUUAGUUCUGAUAUAUUUAUUUUAUUUCU